AAAUUUACAUAAAACGGAAAAUGUAUAAGGAAAAUUAACAACACUAGAAUUGUUGUGGGAUGUAAAUAUAAUAGUGCUUAUUUUUGAGAAUAUUUAUUAAAAUGGCUAAAUUAGACGGUGUUGGCUUAGGAUAUUCAUAUCAUCUACCAACAGCCGGUUGGAGUUUACGAAUACGAAACGCAUUAUCACAAUUUAGUGAUUUAUUUAGUGAAUUUAAUAAAUAUAUUGCACCAGCUUAUCAUCAUGAUCGAUGUGAAAGAUCCGUCUCAAUGCGAUUAUAUUCAAUGCAUAAACGUGAAUUCGUAAUGGUAUUUUUCGCAUUUUUUGCAUUAUUUGGAUUAGGUAUUUUUAUUGGAUUAGCUGGUCCACCAAUUACAAGUUCAAGCGAAGUAAAUGCUUCAACUUUAUUAGCAAAUAAUAAUUUAACUCAUAAUGAUAUUUCAACUGGUCCAUUUAUAUUGAAAACUAAUACUUUAACGACGUAUAGCCAACAGUUAUGGAUUAUUGCAAAAAUGUCCACGAAUAAUAAUGAUGAGGAGAUUUUCGAUAAAAGUUUUCACGUGAGUGUUGCCAUCGAUGGUUUAACGGAUGAUCAUACGCACGUAAAAAUUUUACGGCCAGAUAGAACAACAAAUAGAACGCGCCAUUUACGUUGUGAAAAACAAGAUUGUGAUGAAUUUAUUGCAUUACAUUUAGGAUUCUUAGAUUAUAAUCAUUAUAUUAUUACAAUUCGAUUUUAUGGUUUGGAAGCAUUUCAUCAGCGUUAUAAUAUACAGGAUAUAAUAUUUUAUUUUAAAACUUAUAAUCCAGCGUUUACACAAAUUGAAAUAUGGUUUCGAUUUAUAUUCCUAUUUGGUACAUUUAUUGUUACGUGCUGGUUUGCGCAUACAUUACGCAAAUAUGUAAUGUUCGAUUGGUCAAUUGAACAAAAAUGGAUGUCUUUGUUAUUGCCACUAUUACUAUUUUAUAAUAAUCCAAUGUUCCCAAUGAUGUUUUUGAUAAAUUCCUGGAUACCUGGAAUGUUAGAUGCAGUUUUACAAGCUACAUUUUUAUGUGCAUUAUUAUUGUUUUGGUUAUGUGUUUACCAUGGACUAAGACAGAAUGAAAGAAAAUGGUUAACUUUCUAUUUUCCUAAAGUAUUUAUUGUUGGGAUGUUAUGGAUUUCGGCAAUUAUUCUUGCAACAUGGGAUCGUUAUAAUGAAUUACAAGAUCCAACAUAUAAUUACGAAGUAGAUACUCAACAUUUUGAGUCUUUAAAAAUGUUCUUCCUAAUAUUCGCUGCGAUUUACUUAGUAUAUUUAUUCUUCUUAAUUUUAAAAGCGUAUAGUGAAUUGAGAUCAAUGCCAUACUUUGAUAUGCGAUUAAAAUUUUUAACAUUACUAAUGCUAGUGGUAUUAUCACUUACAUUGGUUAUAACAUUAAUGCGAUUUGGUUUUGGUGUUAUUGAGGAUAAUUUUGUGGCGCGAUUAUCAACACAUUACAAUAGUUCAGCACAAUUUAUGUCAUUUUAUGGUUUAUUAAAUUUUUAUUUGUAUACAAUGGCAUAUGUUUAUUCACCAAAUAAUCGAAGUAUUCAUGGUAAUUUUUAUUUUAUAGAUUCAGUAAUCACAAAAGAUAAUCCAGCAUUCUCAAUGAUCAAUGAUUCUGAUGAAGAUGUUAUUUAUGGUUCAGAUGAGGAUAGUCGUCGUCCAUUAAAUCGUAAUCGUCCUGAUGAUGAUAGUGAUUAAAUUUUUUAAAACAAAGUAUAAAUAAUUGUUGUUAAAUUAUUUUGUUGAUACACUAUUAAAUAUUAAAUAAGAAAAUUUGGAUAAAUAUCUCUUUUUUGGAAAACACAAUGUUUAAGUUUUAUGUUUAAUAAAUAGGUAAAAGUGAUACCGAAUUUAUUCGGAGCGGAAAAGUAUAGAUUAUGUAUAUGGAUGGUAUCUUCCUGACAUGGAGUUUUGUUUUUGCUUAGAAGCCAUGUAGGCUACGGAGCGUGCCAAAGAAAUAAACACACUCCAUAGACUUUGAUUUGAUUAAUUUUACCCUUCUUGAGUACUAGUGAAGCGAAAAUUGAACAAAUUUCUGAAAAAUUACUGAUGUUUAAUAAAAAAAAUGCUAACUUUAUAUAAUUUCUUCUGUUCUAUUUUGACUUGACAAAUUUUUUUCUCGGAAU
Molecule: messenger RNA, 2155 nt
Organism: Chrysoperla carnea
Lineage: Eukaryota; Metazoa; Arthropoda; Insecta; Neuroptera; Chrysopidae
Product: transmembrane protein 181
Exons: 13
Coding region: 102-1727 (541 amino acids)
Molecular function (GO): toxic substance binding
Source: RefSeq, a predicted model, not a curated record